Messenger RNA from Caretta caretta (loggerhead turtle), 2499 nucleotides. It is a transcript of the gene TAAR5, whose product is annotated as trace amine associated receptor 5. Gene Ontology annotation, biological process: G protein-coupled receptor signaling pathway; cell surface receptor signaling pathway. Lineage: Eukaryota; Metazoa; Chordata; Testudines; Cheloniidae. Gene Ontology annotation, molecular function: trace-amine receptor activity. Gene Ontology annotation, cellular component: membrane. The record is from RefSeq and is a predicted model, not a curated record.
AUGUGGUUUUCUUUCCCUCCUACCUUAUUUUUUAUUUUUUUUCACAUAGAAGAUAAAGUGUCUGGAUCCCCAUUAAAAGCCGAGUCAUUUAUUGGAAGUGUGGAAGAGCUGGAGAAGGUGUGGACAGCUGAUAAGGAAGAAAUAAGCUCUGUCCAGAAGCCCAGUGCUAAUGAAAUGGUGUCCACUACAUUGUGCUAUGAAGUGAAUGGUUCCUGCUCCAGAACGCUUCACUCCUUUGGCGUCCAGCUGGCCAUCUACAUGGUCUGUGCCAUGGGCAUGCUGCUCACAGUACUGGGGAACCUGAUGGUGAUGAUUGCAGUCUCCCAAUUCAAAACUCUACAUACUCCCACCAACUUCUUACUACUCUCCCUGGCCCUCGCAGAUCUCCUCCUGGGGUUAACGGUGCUGCCCUUCAGCACUAUCCGAUCUGUGGAGAGCUGCUGGUAUUUUGGAGAUGACUUUUGUAGGCUGCAUACCUUUCUGGACACUGUCUUUUGUUUGACCUCUAUAUUUCAUCUGUGUUUUAUUUCCAUUGAUCGUCACUAUGCUAUCUGUGAUCCUUUGCUCUACCCCACUAAGUUUACCGUAAGAGUGGCUUGUGUAUAUAUAGCGAUUGGGUGGGGGGUCCCCAUGAUUUAUACUUUUGUCUUGCUCUAUACCAAUCCAAUUGAGGAAGGGUUGGGCCAUUUCUUACAAGAAAUGCCCUGUAUUGGUAGAUGUCAGCUACUGUUCAACAAACUCUGGGGCUGGUUCAACUUCCCUCUAUUCUUCUUCCCCUGCCUCAUAAUGAUAGCUUUGUAUGUGAAAAUAUUUAUUGUGGCAAACAGACAAGCUAGACGGAUAAGCAGCAUGAACAAGAGUGCUGGAUUUGGGCUACACUUAGGAGCAUCAAAGAGGGAAAGAAAGGCAGCUAAAACUCUUGGUAUAGCUGUAGGAAUCUACCUCCUGUGCUGGCUGCCCUUUACUAUAGACACCAUGGUAGACUGUCUUCUAAAUUUCACUACUCCACCAGUUAUUUUUGAUGUCCUAAUCUGGUUUGCUUACUUUAAUUCAGCCUGCAAUCCCUUGAUUUACGUGUUUUCCUACCGUUGGUUCAGGAAGGCAGUGAAACUAAUUUUAACUCGCAACAUCAUUGGUUCUGGGAUAUCUACAGUAGACUUGUAUGAGGAAUGACCAGAGCUUUUAGAUAACACUGUCUGUGAAAAUAGCUCACAACCAUAAACAUGGCCCCAAGGAGGAGACCCUUUCCUUUUCGCUAUUUAUUAAAGUGGUAAGUAAUGAGAAGCAAUACUGAGAACAUGAUAAGAAAUAAAAACUCUGGGAAAUGAUAUUGACAGAUUAUUUCUGCCCAGUGGAAAGAUGAGGUUUUCAAAGCAAGCAACAGAGUCGGGAGGCCCAAUUCCUGUCAAUUUUAUUUAGGCAGUUUUGAAAAGCUGAACCGAAAUCCUGAAAGACAACAGAAAAAUACUGAACUACAAAUCAUCAUAGCUCAGUGGUUUGAGCAUUGGCCUGCUAAACCCAGGGUUGUGAGUUCAAUCCUUGAGGGGGCCAUUUAGGGAUCUGGGGCAAAAAUUGGGGAUUGGUCCUGCUUUGAGCAGGGGGUUGGACUAGAUGAUCUCCUGAGGUCCCUUCCAACCCUGAUAUGCUAUGAUAUCUAUGAUGAUAUCAAAGCAGUUCUCAUAAUGGUUUUUGGAACAUUCAGUGAGCUGGCAUUAUUCAACUCAAUGUCCAUCUUUCUCAAAGCAGCUAGAUCAGGCAGACUCUAACUUGGGUUUCACAUACUAGACGUACUUGUCACUUACCUUCCAGAACAAUCAUAUCUGCAUAUAAAUUGUCAAUGCCUUUUGUUUGUUUUAUGGUGUUAGUAAACUUUUAAAGCACUAAUAUUAUCAGUUUGUGCAGAAUAACAUAACCCUCUACUGUAAGGAUACCAGUCUGGUUCUGAAAUAGAAUGGUUUUUGCAUCCCUCCUUCUCCCAUGUUCGUGAAAACAGAAAAAUGUUGUUUGAUUAAAAGCAAAGAUAAAUUGUUUCCUCUUCUCUCAUCACCAAGUUAAUCAUUAUUUUUCUGUGUGGUAUGUGAUAUAAAAUCAGCAAUAUGUUAAAAAAAACAUGAUAGUGUACAGCUUACCUUGUAAUCACACAUAAUUGUCAUUUUCUUAAGCAUUUUAGGCCCUGAUUUAGCAAGGUACUUGAGCACAUUCCCAAUUUUAAGCACAUGAUUAAUCCCAAAGAAGUCAAUGAGACUGUUUACAUGCUUAAAGUUAGGUGUAUGCUUAAGUAUCUUGCUGAAUGUGGUCUCAGUCUAUACUCUCAGUUUCUUUCUGGCUCUGAUUAUAUGCUUUUACAGUGUAAAUGUUAAUAAAAGGGUCAGAAAAAGUUGAAAGAUCUGGUCUGCUGCAAAUUCUGCAAUACACCUUUCUAACCAGACCUAUGGGAAUUAUCUUGCCACAUCUCUAGUCUCCUAUGAAUGUGCUUUCCAGAAAAUGUCCGUUUUUAAA